UCCGGCAAGGAGUUCAGAGAGGAGUUUACACGACGCGACUCGAGAGCUUUAGAAAGGCCGUGAGGAACAAAAAAAUAAAAUUUCUUUUCCGCGUCGCUUCGCUCGAGCUUGGGCUCUCGCUUGCCCCCUUCUCUCCUCCAUUCCGAAACCCUAGUUCAUAGUCGUCUCCUCUUCGAUCUCUUCUCCGGAGCUUUUUGCGCUCUUCUCUGUAGUUUGGAGCUUCGAGGAUCUUAAAUCUGAAGCUCUGAAUAUCUGCUUUGAUUAUUGGUGGGAAUUGGGAGAGGAUUUGGGGGCCUUAAGCAUGUUGCCGCGUGAAAAGAUUGCUGAGUUUGAUGUUAUUUGAAGCGAAAGGAAGCGGAAGUUGGAAAACUAGUGGUUGGAAUGGAAUCGGCUUGAUAGAAUUAUAACCAAAUUUAUGAAAUUACUGAUACAAUUUGUAUUAAAACUCUUGCUGUAAGCCUUUGAUUUACCGAUCCGUGGGUUCGGUUGUUGAAUACGCGGUUAGAUCGUCGUUAUUUGACUUCGCCAGCUCUAUGACUAAUUUCUUGCCCCUUCUGUCAUUGAGUUGUGAGAUAAUUAUACCUGUAUAGAUCUUGGGGGUUAUUUAACCUGUGAUUUAAAGAGUAGUUGGGUACCGAGAAAAGCAAAGACGGAGAAAGAGCGAGUUAUGGCCUUUUUGAUGCUUGGUGCCACCGGCCCUCCCAUCAAACGAAGAGCUGGUUUGAGAAUUAAACAAGCAGGGCGAGGAUCUUACCGAGGCAGCUAGGUUUUCCAUCGUGGUCUAGAGCUUGCCUUGAACUUUGUUUUUGGGCUGUAUUAGCGAUGGGGUCAGCUAAUGCUCUGAGGCAGUUGUUGAGGAGCUUGUGCUGCAGCACCCGGUGGAAAUAUGCAGUCUUCUGGAAACUAAAGCAUGGAUGCCAUGAUAUAUUGACUUGGGAGGAUUGCUAUGUGGAGAAUACAGAAUUUGAUCUUACCAUGGAAGAUGCUUAUGAUGGGUUUCUUUAUGCUAAACCUGGAAUGAUAACAUUCAGCAGUAAUAGUGGUGCCCAGGGUGUGAACUCUGUACGGUGUCCCAUUGAAGAAGUUGUGUCAAACAUGUCCUGCCGCCGGUAUUCUCUUGGAGAGGGGAUUGUUGGUAAAGUGGCACUCACAGGAAAGCACCAAUGGAUUUUUGCCAGCGGAUCCCAUUCUACAUUACUAUCCAGGUGUUUCGAGGACUUGCAGCUUCAGUUUGCUGCAGGGAUCAAGACAAUUCUCCUCAUACCUGUUGUCCAUCAUGGGGUUGUACAACUUGGCUCGUUGGAUACACUUCAGGCCUGGGAGGAUUCAGCUAUAGUGGAGCAUAUAAAAGGUUUAUUCUGUAGGUUUUAUCCAAGUUCGGGGGCUUCCAGUUCUUCAGCCGCUGGCUCUGUACAACUCACUGCACCUCUACCACUAGAUUCUAUAGAUGCUACAGCUGGUGACUUUCUUAAUCAACAGGUUUUAACUACUGGAAAUCUGCCACUUUUCAUGGUUCAAGCUGAUUCUAUACCGCAAAAAGAUGCUAGUGAUCCAACAUAUGACAUCGACAAAACGCCUUAUGCAAAUAGAGUGAUGAAGGUGAAUCAGAGUGAAUAUUGUUCAGAUCAUAUUGAUGAGCCCAUUUUACUGACACAUUCUGACAAGAUGCUUGAGAGUAAUAUGACCAGUUCCUUCUUUUUUGAGGAUGAAAGCAACUUGUUUUCUCAGCCUAAUGCCAUUGAAAGUGAAGUGAAUUAUAAGGACUAUGGAUUUUAUGCCACAGAGUAUAGUGCUUAUGGUCAUUUCAAUGCGAUGGAUUUUAUAUAUGAAUAUGAGAAAGGGCACACUGGCAUGGCUGUUUUUCAAAAUGAAAAGGACUUAUCUUUGAACUUCCCUGUUGGCUCGGAGCUACACAAAGCAUUUGGGGUUGGCUCCGUAAAAGAACAUGAUGAUUUCUUAUGGUGCACUACUUUAUCAGAGGAAGCGAAUACAUUUCACACAAAUGAAAAUGAUGUAGAAAGUAUCUUGGAUGCAAUGCUAGGCAAUCAACAUGACGCCUUGGAUGAUACACCUGAGGCAUCAUUACACAUAGCAUCUUGUCACACUUUAGAAAAUUUUGGAGAUUCUUGCCUCACACAGGCUAAAAUUGAGGUAGACACCCUGAGCCUAGAAGAUUCAGUGCCUGUGAGUUUAAUAAAGUCUGCUUCCAUCUCCAUGAGCGGACGCUUGACAACUUCUGCUACUGAUUCUUUGCCAAAGAGCAUCUCACAGUCAGUCAGUGGAAAACAAGGUGAUAGCACUAUAUAUAAAACAUUUGGAUCAAAUUCAUCCCAGAGUAGCAAAAGAAAAGGUAGAAAUAAUAAUUUUCACAGACCAAGGCCAAGGGAUAGACAACUGAUUCAAGACAGAAUUAAGGAGCUGCGUGAGCUUAUUCCAAAUGGAUCAAAGUGUAGUAUUGAUGCUCUGUUGGACAGAACAGUAAAGCACAUGCUGUUCCUGAGAGGUGUUUCUAGCCAAGUUGAAAAAUUGAAACAAGCUACGAGCUGUAAGGCCAAAAUUGCUGAUGGGCCUUCGGGUAAACACCCUACCCACCAAAGUGGAGCCACCUGGGCCUACAAGGUGGAGAGCCAACAGCCUGAUAAGCGUCCUCCCUUAAUAGUGGAAGACCUUGAACAACCAGGCCACAUCCUCAUAGAGAUGCUUUGCAAGGAGUAUGGGCUCUUUCUAGAAGUUGCUCGGAUUAUCAAGGGACUGCAGCUGACUAUCCUCAAGGGAGUGUUAGAAAGUCGGUCCGAUGACAAUCUCUGGGCUCACUUCAUCAUCGAGGCAUACAAAGGCUUCCAUCGGAUGCAUAUCCUGUGGCCGCUGAUGCAACUGCUGCAGCAAAAUUAACAGAGCACUACCUACCUCUUCAAGAUGUAAACUUUUCGAGACGUUAGAAUGUGUGCUUAAACAAAUUGAAAUGUACAAUAACUAAUAGCACAAGCUGUAUUAAACACCAGGGAUGCAAUCGACCGUACACUACUAAGUUAUCAAGACCUCGGAAAGAAUUGAAUA
Messenger RNA from Ananas comosus (pineapple), 3057 nucleotides. Its product is annotated as transcription factor EMB1444-like. The transcript has 11 exons. Gene Ontology annotation, biological process: regulation of DNA-templated transcription. The record is from RefSeq and is a predicted model, not a curated record. Gene Ontology annotation, molecular function: protein dimerization activity; DNA-binding transcription factor activity. Bases 823 to 2892 code for a protein of 689 amino acids. Lineage: Eukaryota; Viridiplantae; Streptophyta; Magnoliopsida; Poales; Bromeliaceae.